Messenger RNA from Chondrus crispus (carragheen), 996 nucleotides. RefSeq lists its product as hypothetical. Gene Ontology annotation, molecular function: oxidoreductase activity. The transcript has a single exon. The coding region runs from base 1 to 996 and encodes 331 amino acids. Lineage: Eukaryota; Rhodophyta; Florideophyceae; Gigartinales; Gigartinaceae. The record is from RefSeq and is a predicted model, not a curated record.
AUGAAGCUCGGCUUUGUCCCUCUCUUAUUUGGUAGGCCUGUGAUUCAGACAAGUGCCGUUCAAGGAAGAUUUUCAUAUCGCACUCCGCUGAUGAGUGGUGGUGGGGGCUCCCUGCCAUCUGUAUCAUCGUCGAGUCUCGGCGUAGUGAUAUCUGGGUCAACAAAAGGAGUCGGUAGGGCACUGGCGGAAGAAUUUGUGAAGCAAAACGAUGGCGUUGUGAUUAGUUCGCGGACACCAGACUCGGUUGACUCAACUGUCGCCUCGUUGCGCCGGCAAUACCCAACGGCAAGAGUCUUCGGAUGCGUUGCCGACGUAUCUAAGCAUUUGGAUGUGGCACGGCUCGCUGACUUUGCCUCGGAAAAUCUGGGGACCAUAAACACAUUCAUUUGUAACGCAGGAACCACUGGACCCCGCGGUCCCAUCCGAGACGCUGAGGCAAACGACCUUGCCAACGUGGUCAGCACCAAUCUCCUUGGUCCGAUGCUUUGCGCGAAGGAGGCGUGGCGGGUCGCGAAGAAUCAGAGUCAGCCCUUGCACGUGUUCAUCAUGGAUGGAAGUGGAUCUCGCGGGAACACGACGCCGAACUACGCCGCGUAUGGGGCGACGAAACGCAGUAUUCCGCAGCUGGUCGCAUCUCUUGCGAUUGAAGGCAAGGGUGAUCCCGUGCGGUUUCACACGUUGUCACCGGGGAUGGUUUUGACGGAUCUGUUGCUCGCCGAAAAUCAAGAACCAAUUGCCCGAAAGGUGUUUAACUUCUUGGCUGAGGAACCAGAAACGGUGGCGGAGAACCUAGUUCCCAGGAUUCGUUCGGUCGUGCGCAGCGACAAGUCCAAGACGUAUAUCCAGUUUCUGACCAUCCCAAAGGCAUUCUUUCAACUGGCUACCGGUUUCGUGCUUGGUCUCCGUGGAAACAAGUUUUUUGAUAACAGGACUGGUCAACGGAUCGCGCAGACUGGGCACUUCAAACGUAAUGGCGUUCGCAUUAAAGAGGAUUAA